UGGUCAUCUCCUGUACUGUGCCCGCAGUCUCUGGUAAUCUCCUGUACUAUGUCCGCAGUCUCUGGUCAUCUCCUGUACUAUGUCUGCAGUCUGUGGUCAUAUCCUGUACUGUGUUCGCAGUCUCUGGUCAUCUCCUGUACUAUGUCCGCCAUCUCUGGUCAUCUCCUGUACUAUGUCUGCAGUCUCUGGUCAUCUCCUGUAGUAUGUCCGCAGUCUCUCUGGUCAUCUCCUGUACUAUGUCCACAGUCUCUACUCAUCUCCUGUACUAUGUCCGCAGUCUCUGGUCAUCUCCUGUAGUACAUCCGCAGUCUCUGGUCAUCUCCUGUAGUAUGUCCGCAGUCUCUGGUUAUCUCCUGUAGUCUGCAGUCUCUGGUCAUUUCCUGUAGUAUGUUCGCCGUCUCUGGUCAUCUCCUGUAGUACAUCCGCAGUCUCUGGUUAUCUCCUGUACUAGGUCUGCAGUCUCUGGUCAUUUCCUGUAGAAUGUCUGCAUUCCAAUGGUUCAAAAUAUAUGUUUUCUUGUUUUGUUGCGUCUUA
This is a messenger RNA of Staurois parvus, 534 nucleotides long. NCBI's taxonomy places the organism in Eukaryota, Metazoa, Chordata, Amphibia, Anura, Ranidae. The record is from the annotation of a GenBank genome assembly.